Rasamsonia emersonii CBS 393.64 is the source of this 1569-nucleotide messenger RNA. Its product is annotated as Unspecific monooxygenase. The transcript is spliced from 4 exons. The coding region runs from base 1 to 1569 and encodes 522 amino acids. Gene Ontology annotation, molecular function: monooxygenase activity; iron ion binding; oxidoreductase activity, acting on paired donors, with incorporation or reduction of molecular oxygen. NCBI's taxonomy places the organism in Eukaryota, Fungi, Ascomycota, Eurotiomycetes, Eurotiales, Trichocomaceae. The record is from RefSeq and is a predicted model, not a curated record.
AUGGCGUUGGGAACGACAUUGCUUUCUUUGCAACAUCACACCCUGCAAUAUCCUUUGCAAUCUCUUGCAGCAUUCACAGCCUUUAUUACGAUUGGAUAUGUGAUCAUCAAUGAAUUCAUCCGGGCAUCAGCUCGUGUCCCUGGAAUCAAAGGACCUCGUGGUCUGCCGCUCAUCGGCAACCUGGCACAGAUCCGUGUCAAUGCUGCAGAGCAAUACCGCCAAUGGGCAAAGACUUAUGGUCCAGUCUAUCAAAUUCAACUGGGUAACAUCCCGGUCUUGGUCGUGAAUUCAGCGGCCUCAGCGAAGGUCCUCUUCGGACAGAAUUCUCAGGCAUUGAGUUCGAGGCCAGAAUUCUAUACGUUUCACAAAAUCCUGUCAAAUACGGCCGGCACAACCAUAGGCACAUCGCCAUAUAGUGAGUCUCUGAAGAGACGAAGGAAAGGUGCCGCGUCAGCCUUGAACAGACCCUCAAUCCAGACGUACGUGCCGCAUCUAGAUCUCGAGACAAAGGACUUCAUCUCCGAGCUGGUCAAAUACGGGGAAGCUGGGAAAAAACCAGUGAAUCCGAUGCCGAUGAUCCAACGUCUGAGUUUGAGCUUGGCCUUGACAUUAAACUGGGGCAUUCGCAUGCCAUCUCAGGAGGAAGAGCUCUUUGCGGAGAUCACCCAUGUUGAGGAAGAGAUCAGCAAGUUCAGGAGUACGACGGGCAACCUGCAGGACUAUAUUCCUCUGCUGCGCCUCAAUCCCUUUAACAUGGAAUCGAGAAAGGCAAGAGAAAUGAGGGAUCGCCGCGAUAAAUACCUCAAUGCUCUCAAUCAUGAUCUUGAUGAAAGGAUGGCAAAAGGCAUCCACAGACCUUGCAUCCAAGCCAAUGUCAUCCUGGAUAAAGAGGCCAAGUUGAACAAGGAGGAACUUACGUCAAUCAGCUUGACCAUGCUUUCUGGAGGCCUCGAUACUAUCACGACCCUGGUGGCCUGGAGCGUUGCCCUGCUUGCUCAGCGACCCGACAUUCAGGACAAAGCCGCCGAGGCGAUCAAGGAAUACUAUGAUGAAAAACAGCCACUCUGCGACGCUGAAGAUGAUCAGCAGUGCGCGUAUAUUGUAGCACUCGUUCGAGAGUUCCUGAGAUAUUAUACCGUUCUUCGUCUUGCAUUGCCUCGUACCUCGAUCAAGGACAUCACGUACGAAGGAGUAGUGAUCCCAAAGGGAACCGUCUUUUUCCUGAACGCGUGGGCAUGUAACAUGGAUCCUGAGGUCUGGGAUGAUCCCGAAACGUUCAGACCGGAGAGAUGGCUCGAGAAGCCCGAUGCGCCGUUGUUCACUUAUGGAAUUGGGUACCGCAUGUGUGCGGGCUCCCUGCUCGCGAAUAGAGAGCUAUAUCUGGUUUUUCUUCGGAUGCUUAACAGCUUCAGAAUUGAGAAAUAUGACGAGGUUGACUGUCACCCUGUGACUGGAAAUUCUGAUCCCACCAGUCUCGUUUCCAUUCCCAAACAAUACCGCGUGAGGUUUAUUCCCAAGAACGAGUCCAUUCUACGAGAGGCCCUUGCCAAUCACCGUGUCAAGGAGUAA